AUGACACUGUACGUCCCGCUGUCGGGCACAGAUGUCUUGCCAUCAUCACCAGCAACGCUCAAGGCAACCAAAAAUCAUAAAAAACAGUUAGAACGAACAGCACAGACGAUCGCAAAGGCCAAGCGAAUUGUCGUUGUCUCCGGAGCCGGUGUGUCAGUGCAAGCUGGGAUCAGUGACUUCAGGAGCUCGACCGGUCUCUUCAAGCAGCUCAAAAAGGCGCACGCAAAAGACUAUCCAGCACUAUCUAGUGGGCGAGAGUUGUUUGAUGCCAGCACGGUAUUCCAUUCCGAGACGACCGCAUCGCUCUUUUACAAGAUGAUCGCCCGACUGUCUCAGCUGGCCUCGCAAGCCGAGCCGACACCGUUCCACCACCUGCUCAAGAGUCUCGACGAGCGAGGCCAGCUGCUUAGAUGUUAUACGCAAAACAUUGACUGCAUCGAGGAAAAGGCUGGCCUUUCGUUUGGCGUUCCAGAGCUUCUGACUACGCCGAGGAGAUCCCCCAAGAAGCCAAAGUCGAUGACUACGGCUGCAUCGUCGUCAUCAUCGUCCCUGCCCACCAAGCAACCGACAAACCACUCGCAAGACUCGAUUGUCGAAACUGCCACCACCACCUCGUCCCAAUCCCACUCUCUCGAACCAGACUCCCAAUCACAGUCGCAUUCUCCCUCGCCUGCUCCUGGAACGCCUGAUGUGAUCAAGGCAAUGGCAAAUGGCGGCGGCGGCAGAUCCACACCACCAGUGGGCGACACCACACCACGCUGUAUACCUCUGCAUGGGACGCUCAAGCUACUAAGGUGUCUGACGUGCGGCGCACAGCGUGAUUUGUCGUCUAUUGUGUCGACGUUUGAAGACGGGUCGAUUCCGUGGUGUGUGCAAUGUACCGAGUUUGAACACACGCGGCAACUGGUGGGCAAACGGCUGCGAGGGGUGGGUGUCAUGCGCCCUUCUGUUGUGUUAUACAAUGAAGACCAUCCAGAGGGCGAUCGAGUCGGGCUAGUGGUCAAAAAGGAUCUCACCGGUGGCCGCACAAAACGGGCACCUCCAGACUUGUUGGUCGUUGUUGGAACUAGUUUGAAGGUGCCUGGAACCAAGCGCAUCGUCAAAGAGUUUUCCAAGGCGGCGCGGAAUUUUCCGAUGCCGGCCAAGGAGUGGGAGUCGACAUUUGAUGUAUGGAUACAGGGGGAUUUGCAAGAGUUUGUGGGGCUUGUGAAUCGAGAAAGUGCGUCUGCGCCAUCCUCUUCGUCCUCGAUGCGACAGAGUGCAGGCGAAAAGCGGAAGCGUGACCCAGCCGAGGAGGGAGGCACAGAGGGCGAGCAACAGCAGCAACAGCAACAGCGUGCACGAGCAGGCCUCCGUCGCUUACGGAGCAUGUCGAUUAGCGGGCUGCUGUCGACGUCUCCUAUUCGGCCCACGACGCGUUCGGUGUCCUCGACCGCUCACACAUCUCGAGAGGAGAAUGAUGAUGUGGAGAUGGAAUUGGAUGAGGCGAUGGCCAAAACGAGCAUUACGCCACCCAGCAGCAACAAGCGUGGUCGAUGGGUGCCGGUGAUUGAAAAGACAAAGGGAAUGGGUUCUGAUUCUACGAGUGCAGCUUCUGUUGCUCCUACUGUUUCUCCCCUGCGUGCUCCGGAGUUUACCCCGUUUGCGAUGGCGGUUGUGCCCAAGGUAGAACCUUCGGAGAGGGAUGAAGCGAGCCUGGCGGUACGAAGAGAGUCUAUUCCUCUGAAUGCGAACAGACAGUGGCAACAGGGUCAAGGAGGGUCGCGGCCGACAUCGGGAGGACACGAUAGGAGCGC
This is a messenger RNA of Acaulospora colombiana, 1796 nucleotides long. The record is from the annotation of a GenBank genome assembly. NCBI's taxonomy places the organism in Eukaryota, Fungi, Glomeromycota, Glomeromycetes, Diversisporales, Acaulosporaceae.